GCAGUCACAUGACUCACAUCACAUAGCCCAGUCAAAAAGGCAGACACCACCAUCUCUCUUCAAACCAAACACCACCACCUACUCCACCACUCAAAUUGCCACCCAAUCCCCCACCCCUCCUCCUCCUCUAUCCUCCCCCCCCCCCCCAUCUCCAACCCCCUCCAAACCCACCACCAUGAAGAAAACCGACAAAAAAUUCUCACUUCCACUCCUCCUCCUCCUCACCCUCACCCUCUCCCCCACCACCACCACUUCCACCGAAGACGACAUCAAGUGCCUCCAAGGCAUCAAACUCUCCCUCUCUGACCCACUCCACAAGCUCUCCUCAUGGUCCUUCACCAACACCUCCGCCGACCACACCUGCACGCACCUCACCGGCGUCUCCUGCUGGAACCAGCAAGAAACCCGCCUCAUCGCCCUCAAGCUCCCCGGCCUCGGCCUCGCCGGAACCCUACCGGAAUCCCUCCGCUUGUGCCGCAGCCUCCAGAACCUCGACCUCUCCGGUAACGCCCUCUCCGGCCCCAUCCCCAUCCAUAUCUGCACGUGGUUGCCUUAUUUAGUAACCCUAGAUUUAUCAACCAAUCGCUUCUCCGGUCCCGUCCCGAGCUCGCUCGCCCAAUGUGCGUUUUUAAAUGAUCUCAUUUUGAAUGAUAAUCUGCUUUCCGGUUCGGUUCCGUAUGAGUUGGGCCGGUUAGACCGGCUCAAGAAGUUCUCGGUCGCGAACAACCUGCUAUCCGGUUCGAUACCCUCGGAUUUGUCGAGGUUUUCGGACGAAGUGUUUGUUGGGAACAAGGGUUUAUGUGGGAAACCUAGCGGGAAUAAGUGUGGGAGAUUGAGUACUAGGAGUUUAGUGAUUAUAAUUGCUGCAGGGGUGUUGGGUGCAUUUGGGUCUUUGGUUUUAGGGUUUGGGAUUUGGUGGUGGUUUGUGGUGAGUUCAAAAGGGAAGAAGAAAAGAGGGUAUGGUUUGGAAGAUGAAAAGAGUGGUUGGGUUGAGAGAUUGAGAGCUCAUAGGCUUGUGCAGGUGUCUUUGUUUCAAAAACCCAUUGUGAAAAUCAAGUUGUCUGACCUACUUGCUGGUACUAACAGUUUUGAUUCGGAAAACAUUGUUGUUGCGGCGAAAACAGGGGUUUCGUAUAAGGCGUUGUUGGCGGAUGGGUCGGCGUUGGCGAUUAAGCGAUUGAGUGGUUGUAGGCUUAGCGAGAAGCAGUUUCGGUCGGAGAUGAAUAGGUUAGGGCAGCUCAGGCAUCCGAAUUUGGUGCCGUUGUUGGGUUUUUGUGUGGUGGAAGAUGAGAGGCUUUUGGUGUACAAGCAUAUGCCUAAUGGGACGUUGUAUUCGCUUUUGCAUGGGAGUGCGAACGGUGCUUGGAAUGGUUCGUUGGAGUGGCCAGUGAGGCUUAGGAUUGGUGUAGGUGCUGCUAGAGGCCUUGCUUGGCUUCACCAUGGGUGUCAACCCCCGUACUUGCAUCAAAACAUAAGCUCGAAUGUGAUUCUUGUGGAUGAUGAUUUUGAUGCCCGAAUAACUUAUUUCGGGAUGUCUAGGCUUGUUGGUUCGGCUGAAUUCGAUGAUAGCUCUUACGUGAAUGGGGAUUUGGGAGAGUUUGGUUAUGUGGCCCCUGAGUAUUCAAGCACGAUGAUGGCGUCAAUGAAAGGGGAUGUUUAUGGCUUUGGGGUUGUCCUUUUGGAGUUGGUGACUGGGCAGAGGCCUCUGGAAGUGAGUAAUGGCGAGGAAGGGUUCAAAGGGAAUUUGGUGGAUUGGGUUAGUCAGCUCUGUGCAACCGGUCGAAGCAAGGAUGCCAUAGAUAGGUCUCUUUGCGGAAGAGGCUAUGAUGAGGAGAUAAUGCAAUUGCUCAAGGUUGCUUGUACUUGCGUUGCUUCUAGGCCGAAAGAUAGGCCUUCUAUGUACAGUGUUUAUCAGACACUCAAGAACUUGGCAGAGGAACACGGAUUCUCUGAACAAUUUAAUGAUUUUCCUUUGGACUUAGGAAAGCAAGAUCCUGACCACAAGGAUUAGCUUUCACAAAAUUUGUUUCCAAUAUUGAGGGGUUGUAGCAGUUUGGCAUCUCUGUGCGUUUUGGAAAGCUUUAUACAACGAAACGGAAAGCUUUCCAGUUUCCAAUUUCAACUGAAAGCUUUAUCAGUAGCCUUUUACUUCCUGCGAUAAUAGUGUAACUGUCAUUCUUCCAAGAGGUGCCUCUAUAGUUUGUAAGAUGGUUGGUCAUUAGUUUACGUUGAAGAUCACGCUUGAACUUGUAAUGCAAUAUCACUUCGAUGUUGUACAAAUCUGGCGCCUCUUUUUAGUUUGGUUUGUUAUUUUGUGUGCUAGUUCUUGUUAUUGGCAUCUCUUACUUAUUCAAGGUUACUCUUCCUAGUUUAGGUUGAAUACAGUUAAUACGUGGUCGUAUUAACUUAUCCUCGAGUUCCACAAGCAUCUGGUAAAAAUUCUAACAUCAGUCAUCAGUGUUUAGGGAUUUUUAUUUCAUAUGCUUGUGAUAUCAUAUACUCUAUGUAAUUUGUUCCACACUAUUAUGAAAUACUAGACUAUGAUGGCUAUUGUUCUCACAAA
This is a messenger RNA of Rhododendron vialii, 2563 nucleotides long. RefSeq names its product probable inactive receptor kinase At1g27190. Gene Ontology annotation, molecular function: receptor serine/threonine kinase binding; ATP binding; protein kinase activity. Gene Ontology annotation, biological process: protein phosphorylation. NCBI's taxonomy places the organism in Eukaryota, Viridiplantae, Streptophyta, Magnoliopsida, Ericales, Ericaceae. The record is from RefSeq and is a predicted model, not a curated record. The transcript has a single exon. Bases 176 to 2011 code for a protein of 611 amino acids.